This is a messenger RNA of Dermatophagoides farinae (American house dust mite), 442 nucleotides long. RefSeq lists its product as uncharacterized. The record is from RefSeq and is a predicted model, not a curated record. NCBI's taxonomy places the organism in Eukaryota, Metazoa, Arthropoda, Arachnida, Sarcoptiformes, Pyroglyphidae.
UUCAUUUGAAAUAUCAAAAAAAAAAAAAUAACCAAAAAUGAAAUUCAACAGUCAAUCUGUUUUAUUAUUUGCCUUUUUGGGUUUGUUCGUUUCAACAGUCUACAUUGAAGUGAUCAUGGCUAACAAAAUGAUUGCUGCCAUGUUAUUGGGUGCUGCAUUGGCUAAACGACCAAAAAUGUUGCCAUUACCACUUCCACUUCCCAUCCCAAUGAAAGUUGAACACAAGAAAUAUGUUCCAUACAAGAAACCAAUUCCAUACUAUGUUCAUAAAUCAGAACCAAUCUAUGUUGAAAAAGGUGGUUAUGGCGGUGGUUACGGCGGUGGUUACGGCGGUGGUCACGGUGGUGGUUAUUCAGGUGGUGGCGGUUAUGGUGGCGAAUACGCUGGUGGUGAUCAGGGUUACAGUGGCGGUGGUGGUGGAGGUUAUGAAGCCGGAUAUUAA